Messenger RNA from Salvelinus sp. IW2-2015, 2563 nucleotides. Lineage: Eukaryota; Metazoa; Chordata; Actinopteri; Salmoniformes; Salmonidae. The record is from RefSeq and is a predicted model, not a curated record.
GUUGCAAAAAAAAAAAAAAAGACUUGUGAGCAAACGACCCAGUUUACCUUGAGAAAUUUGAAAAUAUUAUGAAAUUAUUGCAGAAGAUUGAUUUAGGCCUAAUUGCUGUGGUCUGGCAUAUUAAUUUCCCACCAAGACCACAAUCAGUUGUGGACACCUGCACAGAAUAAAAUGUUAUGGAUURUGGAUGUAAAAUCUGAUUCCAGGUCGGCAUGCUUCGUAUAACGUCAUACAUCCUAACCUUUCUGAGGGCAGAGCAGGCCCGCCAUUUCCCUGAAUGCUUCUAGUCCUUUAAACACAGCAGCAGGAGUGYCAAUACGAAGACAGGAGACACACAGGGAUCCAGUGAGCGAGAGAUCGGGAUGAGAGAUGGGCAGAGAAUGAGUCAGCGAGAGAACCCACCAAAUCUACCGCCGCAUCUUUAUUUAUGAAAUCUAUUUGAUUAAAGGCGUCAGUUGGAUCAACAUAAGACUGAAAUAAUCAAGCGUUGGAUACGUUGUUUGAAUUUCUUUAUAUCAUUUUUCUUCCGCCUCGUCGCCCUGUCUUUUUCUUUGUUUUCCCCCUUUCUUUAUUUUAUUUUUAAAUAGGCGGUGGACAGGAGGUGUCAACCGUAGAGAUUGUAUCAUUCAAUUAAUUUGGAACUUUAUAGACAUAUUGUGAUUUUUCAAAUUCUUUGUUGCAUUAAUAAACGAAGAUGUCGGGGCAGAGCAUUACUGACAGGAUAACUGCAGCCCAGCACAGUGUAACUGGAUCUGCUGUGUCGAAAACAGUAUGCAAGGCCACCACACAUGAAAUAAUGGGCCCGAAAAAGAAACAUUUGGAUUACCUGAUCCAUUGCACCAAUGAGAUGAAUGUGAACAUUCCCCAGCUGGCUGACUCACUGUUUGAGAGGACMACCAGCACGAGCUGGGUGGUGGUCUUCAAGUCGCUCAUCGCCACACACCACCUUAUGGUCUACGGCAAUGAGCGUUUUGUGCAGUACUUGGCUUCAAGGAACACAUUAUUCAACCUCAGUAAUUUUUUGGACAAAAGUGGUUUACAAGGUCUCUCUCUCCCAGGCUACGAUAUGUCCACAUUUAUCCGGAGGUACAGUCGAUAUCUGAAUGAAAAGGCUGUGUCAUACAGACAGGUUGCCUUUGACUUCACUAAAGUAAAGCGAGGGGUGGAUGGGGUGAUGAGGACCAUGAAUACAGAGAAGCUACUGAAGACCAUCCCUAUCAUACAAAGCCAGAUGGACGCCCUCCUCGACUUCAAUGUUAAUGCCAAUGAGCUCACAAAYGGAGUGAUCAAUGCAGGGUUCAUGCUCCUCUUCAAAGAUUCCAUUAGGCUUUUUGCUGCAUAUAACGAAGGCAUCAUCAACCUGCUGGAGAAGUACUUUGACAUGAAGAAAACMCAGUGUAAAGAGGGCCUGGAUAUCUACAARAAGUUCCUGACACGAAUGACCCGAAUCUCAGAGUUCCUUAAAGUGGCAGAGCAGGUGGGGAUUGAUCGAGGAGACAUUCCAGACCUUUCCCAGUUCACAGUUUGUGCUCCCAGUAGCCUCCUGGAAGCUCUGGAGCAGCACCUGGCCUCUCUAGAGGGGAAGAAAGUCAAAGACUCCACUGCUGCCAGCAGGGCUAGUACUCUAUCCAACGCAGUGUCCUCGCUGGCCAGUACAGGGAUGUCUUUUACUAAAGUAGACGAGCGGGAGAAGCAGGCUGCUCUGGAGGAGGAACAGGCUCGUCUCAAAGCACUGAAGGAACAGAGGCUGAAGGAGCUCUCUAAGAGGCCUUCCUUCACCACCACAGACACGUCUCCGGUCUCCAUCACCGGGGGCACUAUCAGCACAGCCCCGGCAAUCGACCUCUUCUCCACACCCAGCUGCUCCAAUGGUGCUCUGAAGAUGGAGAGUGACCUGUUUGACAUUCAGCAGACCUUUAACCCUUCAGUGCAGGCCAGUUCUACAGGGCUUCCUGUGGCCACAGCAUGGGCAGAUCCUUUCACCUCUGCUGAAGCUGGAGAUGAUUCCAUGCCAAACCUUAACCCUUUCCUCUCAAAAGUUGUUGUCGAUGCCGCCACUCACUUGCCUGUCGUGUCCUCCGACGGUGUUAGCUAUUCCUCUAGGACGUCUGGUCAUGAAAUGUUUGGUGAUCGUUAUAAUCCCUUUACUGACACAAACUCGUCCGUUUCAAGCAAUUACAAACGCACAGUGCGGAUAGAACACUCCAUCUCAGACUCCUUCUGUAGUGGUCCAGUGUCCAUGGCCCAGCACCUUCCACACCAGGCUCCCUACCCCACUGAGCCCUCUACUGUAGCAUGUCUAUUCAGAGGGUACUCCACAGCAUCACAGGCCCCUCCCCCAGGAGCACUCCAGGUGGAUUUCGAGUCAGUCUUUGGAGCCAAAGCUACCGGCGUUAACAACAUUGACUCUGAUGACAUCCUGAAACCCACCAUGGUCGGCUCCAAUCAGGCCUUGUGCUCCAUCAAUCAGCUGUCAGACAAACUGGUCGGAGUUGACCUGGACUCCUCCCUGGCCAACCUGGUGGGCAAUCUCGGGAUUGGAAAUGGCACAACAAAAAAGUAA